ACAUGUUGCUGCUCAAGAAACAGACGGAGGACAUCAGCAGCGUCUAUGAGAUCCGCGAGAAGCUGGGCUCGGGUGCCUUCUCCGAGGUGGUGCUGGCCCAGGAGCGGGGCUCCUCACACCUUGUUGCUCUGAAGUGCAUCUCCAAGAAGGCCCUUCGAGGCAAGGAGGCCCUGGUGGAGAAUGAGAUUGCGGUGCUCCGCAGGGUCAGCCACCCCAACAUCGUGGCUCUGGAGGACGUCCACGAGAGCCCCUCCCACCUCUACCUGGCCAUGGAGCUGGUGACAGGGGGCGAGCUGUUCGACCGCAUCAUGGAGCGUGGCUCCUACACAGAGAAGGAUGCCAGCCACCUGGUGGGCCAGGUCCUCGGCGCUGUCUCCUAUCUGCACAGCUUGGGCAUCGUGCACCGCGACCUCAAGCCUGAAAACCUCCUCUAUGCCACGCCAUUCGAGGACUCCAAGAUCAUGGUCUCCGACUUUGGCCUCUCCAAAAUUCAGGCUGGCAACAUGCUGGGCACCGCCUGUGGGACCCCAGGAUAUGUGGCCCCGGAGCUCUUGGAGCAGAAACCCUACGGGAAGGCCGUAGAUGUGUGGGCCCUGGGUGUCAUCUCCUACAUCCUGCUGUGUGGCUACCCCCCCUUCUACGACGAGAGCGACCCCGAACUCUUCAGCCAGAUCCUGAGGGCCAGCUACGAGUUUGACUCUCCCUUUUGGGAUGACAUCUCUGAAUCAGCCAAAGACUUCAUCCGGCACCUUCUGGAGCGAGACCCGCAGAAGAGGUUCACGUGCCAGCAGGCCUUACAGCAUCUUUGGAUCUCUGGGGAUGCUGCCUUUGACAAAGACAUCCUGGGCUCCGUCAGUGAGCAGAUCCAGAAGAAUUUUGCCCGGAAUCACUGGAAGCGAGCAUUCAAUGCCACCUCUUUCCUGCGCCACAUCCGAAAGCUGGGGCAGAGCCCCGAGGGUGAGGAGGGCUCAGAGCGGAGGAUGGCCCGCCACAGCCACCCGGGCCUCGGGGCUGGCCAGCCCUCCAACUGGUGAUGCCCAGAUGCUGAGGCUGAGUGCACUGACCCCCGAUUCUCUUCCCAUGGACCCUCUCAGUCCUCUCCCCCAUCCCCGCACCCUGGGGCUGGCCUCUGGUGGAGAGUUUGAGACGUGUGUGGCACGCGGCA
Eptesicus fuscus (big brown bat) is the source of this 1165-nucleotide messenger RNA. RefSeq names its product pregnancy up-regulated nonubiquitous CaM kinase (gene PNCK). The transcript has 11 exons. Gene Ontology annotation, cellular component: intracellular anatomical structure. The coding region runs from base 3 to 1034 and encodes 343 amino acids. Gene Ontology annotation, biological process: peptidyl-serine phosphorylation. The record is from RefSeq and is a predicted model, not a curated record. Lineage: Eukaryota; Metazoa; Chordata; Mammalia; Chiroptera; Vespertilionidae. Gene Ontology annotation, molecular function: calcium/calmodulin-dependent protein kinase activity; calmodulin binding; ATP binding.